Molecule: messenger RNA, 1593 nt
Organism: Triticum turgidum subsp. durum (durum wheat)
Lineage: Eukaryota; Viridiplantae; Streptophyta; Magnoliopsida; Poales; Poaceae
Source: the annotation of a GenBank genome assembly
AUGGACGACUUCUACGACGAGGACGGCGAGCAGCUCAUGGACCCGGACGCCCGCUCCCCCUCGCCCGAGCGCGGGGCGCAGCCCUACGACGGCCUCGAGGACGACCUCGACGACGAUGGCGCCGACUGGAACCGCGACCGCUCCCCGACCCCCGUGCACGGCGGCGGCGGCGACGACGGGUCCUCCUCCAGGCCCCGGAAGCGCCUCCUCAAGAAGGGCGGGGGCGGGAAGGGCGACGGCGGGGGCAUGCCCGCCGACGACCUGGAGGACUGGGGCGAGGACGCGGCCGCGGGGCUGGCCGACGACGACGUGGGCGGGGACCCGGACGCCGACAGGAAGAGGAAGGGGUCCUCGAGCCUCAGGGACCUCGCGAGGGGGGGCGGCAAGGACAAGCAUGAGAAGAAGAGGAGGAAGGAGGACGUGGGCAUGGUGAGGGAGAAGAGGGGCUCGUCUUCCGGCGGCAAGGGCUCUGGCGGCGGCGGACGUGGGGGUGGGGACAGGGGCGAGGAUCAGGAUGAAGAGGGGGAGAAGGAGAUCCAGGAGCUCUGGAAUACCAUCGCCGGGGAUGGCUCAGAGGAUGACGAAGAAGGUGUUAGAACCUUAGAUGAUGAUAAUUUCAUCGAUGAUACUGGGGUUGACCCAGCUGACCGUUAUGACAAUGAUAAUGAUGGCCACUCUCCUCGACGUUUUGCACAGGCAGAGGAAGCUGAAGAGGACGACGAAAUUGAGCGGCUCUUUAAGGGUGGUAAGAAAAAGAAGAAGAAUGACCGACCACGUGCAGAUAUUGGUCUUAUAGUUGAACAGUUCAUUGCUGAGUUUGAAGUAGCCUCUGAAGAAGAUGCCAACCUAAAUAGGCAACAUAAACCAGCCAUUAACAAACUCAUGAAGCUUCCGCUCCUCAUAGAAGUUCUCUCAAAGAAGAAUCUCCAGCAGGAAUUCCUUGAUCAUGGAAUACUCACUCUUCUGAAGAACUGGCUUGAGCCUCUACCUGAUGGGAGCAUGCCCAAUAUGAAUAUUCGAUCUGCUGUACUGAAGUUACUAUCUGAUUUCCCAAUUGAUCUUGAGCAAUUCGACAGAAGAGAGCAGCUCAAGAAAAGUGGCUUGGGAAAGGUUAUUAUGUUUUUGUCAAAAUCUGACGAGGAGACUACUUCCAACAGAAAAUUAGCCAAGGAACUGGUUGAUAAAUGGAGUCGACCAAUAUUCCAAAAGAGCACAAGAUUUGAGGAUAUGAGGGCAUAUGAUGGUGAAAGAGCUCCUUACAGGAGGCCUCAGAUGAAGAAGCCUUCAUCAAGUAGUUCUGGAAUGGAAUCCAGAGACGAUGAUCUUGAUGCUGACUUCUCUCAGCGCAAGUCCGGGCAAAGUGGUUCUAGGCAGCAUGCUUCUAGGCCAGAAGCAUCACCUUUGGACUUUGUCAUCCGUCCACAGUCCAAAAUUGACCCCGAGCAGAUACGGGCUCGUGCUAAGCAACAAGUUCAAGACCAGCGCCGGCUGAAGAUGAACAAGAAACUGCAGCAGCUGAAAGCGCCGAAGAAGAAAAACCUCCAGGCUUCAAAGCUUAGUGUUGAAGGCCGUGGGAUGGUCAAGUACUUGUAA